Messenger RNA from Pocillopora meandrina, 3687 nucleotides. Lineage: Eukaryota; Metazoa; Cnidaria; Anthozoa; Scleractinia; Pocilloporidae. The record is from the annotation of a GenBank genome assembly.
AUGGCCGCUUUCUGCUGGAUGUUGAUCGAGGGAGUUUAUCUCUACCUGUUUGUUGUAAAAGUUUACAAUAUCAGCGACAAGAUGAAGGUUUCUCAUGGAUUUUCAUGGGGUAACUAUGAAAUAAAAAACCCAUUCUCUCUUUAAUGAUCUUUUGAAAAGUAAAAGAUGAACAUUGCCAUCAGCUAGACAUCACUAUCAACAUUUGACUAUGUUAUCACUUCGAAUUUCGAAUCUACAGGUCUACCCGCUCUCGUCGUUUCCACAUCGCUGAGCAUUGCAGCAGGAACCGGGCCAGGGAUUAAAAGCUAUGUCAGUGAGAAAUUGUAAGAAAUAAAUGGUUUUUUUUGUGAAGCGAUUUCUCUAUCACGAAUCCUCGUUGUCUCUCUUUCUCUCUUUUUUUUUGUCCUUGUGUUGUUUGCUUGUUUGCAUUGUUUUGUUUUUUGUCUUGUUUAAUUGUUUGGUUUGUUGUUGUUGUUGUUGUUGUUUUGUUAUUUAUUUGUUGUUUUUUUAGUUGUUAUCAAACCCGGCCUGGAGGGUCCUGCCUACAUGCAUGCGCAAAAAAAAAAUUAAUUGAUCCUUUAUCAAAGUUUCGCGUAAUUAAUUUUUAUUCAGCUGCUGGAUGUCAUCCACUAACGGCAUGAUCUGGAUAUUUGUUGUAUUCGUUGUGCUAAUUGAGUUGGUAUGUUGAAUUCUUAAAGUUUUUCUUUUUAUCCUUCACACUUUGCCUUCAGUUAUCAUUGUUUUGUGAGCAUUUUUCUCGCCGCCUUUUUUAACCUCUUUGACUCUGUUCAAUAGUUUUCAACGAAACAUGAAGUAUAUAUAAUUUUUCUUGAGGUGACCCUUAUGUUGGGAGAUGCCGUCAGCGGUUACCGUGCAAGAUUUUUAGGUUGAAUAUCCUGAUUCGAGUCUCUACCGGGUUGUUGUGUUGUGUUGUUGGGCAAAACAUUUUGCGUUCGCAAUGCUUUUCGCCCUCUCCUCCCAGCUGUAUAAAUGUUUUCUGACGAAUGGUGAAAGAAACCUAAGAAAUGUCUUGCGGAAUGGUGGGGAGAGGGAAAGGUUAGGGGGAAACUUUUGACCACCAUCCACUAAGACCGCUAGGACCACUUAGCUCAAGUGCGAACUCCUGUUUUCCUUUGAAUAGUUAUCCAUGGUGUUAUCACUUUUUUUUCAGUUAAACACAUUGAUACUGGUGCGAGUUAUCAAGGAGAUGAUGAUCAUGCAGCAUGCAAAAGACAAAAACAGAGAACAAAUAAGGUAAGUAUUUCAGCGGCGCCAGUGGUAGAUUUUUAUAAGCCAUUAGCCUCAUACUUUGUUGUCUUAUACGAAUAAUGCCAACUCACAACAAUGGUAAGAACAAGUCUGUAAGAAUGAAACAUCUUAGGAAAUGAAAACUUUCAACCCUUCUUCAAAUUUUACAUGCAGUUAGGCCCUCAGGGGGGAUGCACAAAAAUGCCCUUUUUGAAGGUCGCAGCACUCUUUUUGCCAUAGUAACAACGGCUGCUUGGUCGAGGCCUGGGGCCUCAUUUUCAUACAAAAUUGUCGCAAAAAAAGAGUGAAAUGUUUAUUUCUCUAUCUCAAGCUAAGAACAACAUUACAAGUUGGCACUUCUAUUAUUCAAAGUGACACGUGGGUAAAGCAGGGAAAACGUUUAUAUAAAUUUCUCGAAAAGUACACUGAUUAUGGAACUGAAACUAGCCAACUAGCUGGUUAUAAUAUUGUAGUUUUAAAUAUGGAAAAAUAUUUCUGGGGGCCUGCCUCUACUUUCCAUAGGGGCAAUCAAAAAUCAGAUAUUGCAUAAUUUGGCGAGGAUGUUACUAUGUAUGGUAGAAGUGCCAACUUAUAAUGUUUUAUUUAGCUUGAGAUAGAAAAAUAAUCAUUUUUUGCGACGUUUUUGUAUGACAAUGAGGCUUCAAGCCUCGAACAAGCAGUCGUUGUUGCCAUGGUAACAAGAGUGCUGCGACCUUCAAAGAGAGCAUUUUUGUGCAUCUCCUCUGAGCAUCUAAGCACAUGGAAAAUUUGAAGGGGGUUGAAAAUUUUCAUUUCCCAAGAUGUUUGAUUCUUUCAGAGACUUGUUCGUAAAAGCAAAUUCUCUUGAUUUUCUUUUUUCGUGAUUUUAUAGGCUUGGUGUCGGGGCAUGCGUGGUGAUGAUUCCUUUGCUUGGGAUCACGUGGCUAUUUGGUCUUCUGUCGCCCCUGCAUAAAGUGUUUGCAUACAUUUUCACAAUUUUCAAUUCCACUCAGGUAAACUGAAUACAGCUUUUAAUGAAUGAAAUCCGUGCUCAUACGGUACCAAAGUAAAAGGGCGGUUGGUGGAUUUAACUCUGAUUGAGAUAUUUCUGUUUCAAGUAUGCAUCUUGACAAAGAUUAAAGUCAGUGCUCAGAGUGCACCUCAUCUCAGGGCACAGGUUCACCUAACCCAUGUCUAUUAAGAACUCGUCUCUCCUGACACAAAAAUAACUCUCAGAUUAUUUCAUUAAUUCAUACUUGAAAAAACACACGUUACGCGGCUGAUUAACUUUUAACAGUAACAGCAUUCUUAAGAAAACAGCGUUUAACCCUUUAACUUCCAAGGUAUUAUUAGUAAUUCUCCUCACUGUCUGCUGUACAAUUUUUCUGAUUUUACUUCUGAGAAUUUGGUAUUGGAUCAGCUAAUAAUCCCCUAAUUGAUACUUUUCUUGGUUCUCAUCAGUUGUCUUCUUGAUUUUGUAUUGAUAUUUUAAGGAUAAUUUCUCUUUUGGUCACUCAUGGGAAUUGUAGGAUUGAAAAAGAAAAAAAAGGGAAAAACAGAUCAUGAUUCUAAGAUUUGUCUUUUAAAAAACGACCCUCUUUACAAUUAUAUGAAAAAGUGAAACUCAGUUUUCCAGAGUAAAAACCAAACCUCAAUAAAACAAAACAUAUAUCAAUUUUGUAUCAGUAAUCACAAUUUUGCUUAUUGAAACUAAGUCGAUCUAGGACAUGACAAGAGAACACUAACGGCCUCACAAUCGAAUACCUGAGAUGAUAAAAGUUUUCUUGAUCUAAUUAUAUUCCUCUCAAUAUUCCUAAAGCGCGUGAAAAGUGCCCCGUGAAGGCAUGAAGUUGUACUACCCCUUCCUUACAAAGUUACCAGGUGGUGAACUUAGUGUAAUACAGAGACAAAGUAGAGAACUUAUGCUUAAUAGCAGUAAAGGUUUGGACAUUUUUGCUACCCAGCAAAAUUUAAUCUUGAAAGGGUUGAAGUUGGAGGGCUUGGAUGAAAGCGCUUUGAAUCUACUAAAGGCGUUAACGUGAUUUCCUGCAUUGUGAUUUAACAGGGCUUCAUGAUAUUUCUCCUUCACUGCGUGAGAAACUCAGAGGUAUGCUAUUAAAUUUUAUUAAGAAGUUUCUUUGUAAUUUAGAACUUUGCUCAGAUUUUUAACCCGAAAGCUUCCACUUUGAAAUAAGAAAUUCAAUUCAGUUCGAUGGUUGUAUUUAUUCGAAGCACGUUUUGUUGUACAAUUCUUGAGAUCGUUUUGAUAUCAACUUAUUCAUACAGAUUAGAUCUCGCUUCAAGAGAAGGAUCAUUCGUGUCACCCCAACUGCAGUUGAAGUAACAAGCAUAGAGCGAGCUUCUCAAGUACAUGAAACCUCCAUGGUGAUAUUGCCAAGGAAAAUUAAUGUCCAGCCUCGCAAUCACCAUGAAAGUGGCACUGAAAUCUUUGAGAUCUGA